This is a messenger RNA of Microthlaspi erraticum, 453 nucleotides long. The record is from the annotation of a GenBank genome assembly. NCBI's taxonomy places the organism in Eukaryota, Viridiplantae, Streptophyta, Magnoliopsida, Brassicales, Brassicaceae.
AUGGGUGAGACUGGAUACUUUGACAUAGUAGAGGGACAGACUCUUCCCGCUGGCAUGCUUCAGUACAUUCGGCUUGUGGCUCUUAGCGGUUCAGAUGCGUUCUUGCUAGAAUCUAUCUUCAGAAACGCCAUUUGGGGACAUCUUGAAUUGCCUGUAAGUCGUUCAAACGAGGAACUUAUCUGCCGUGUUGUCAGAGAUGCCUGCAAGUCUGCUUUGUCUGGUUUUACUACCACCAUCGAAGAGGAUGAGAAGUUGCUGGAAGAAGGAAAACUUGAUCUUAGGAUGGAAAUGGCUGUCAAGAUAAGGAUGGGUGAGAAGAAGGUGCUUCAGCAAAUCGACCAAAUCUUCAAGGAUAGGGAGCUUGAGCUUGAUGUGCUCGAGUAUUACCAAGAGAGAAGGCUCAAAGAUCUUGGUUUGGUUGGCGAGCAAGGCGAAAUCAUCUUCUGGGAAUGA